CGCGAAUGCGAAUCUUGGUGCAAGUCCAUCGUCACUUUCUCAGACCAUCCGACGAGGCUAAGAACGGAUAAUGCUUCGGAUCCAAGCCCGAACUUGUCUGGUUUCAAUGUCCCCGGAUUUCACUAGACAAUCUAUGACUUGGCUUUGGUGACCGCUUUACUUCUCUAUAUAUUGUGCCAUCUUUUCUUAUAUAUUGCUCUUAUAGUCGAGAGGCCACCAACGUCGACAUUGAGCUACCAAACAGCCAAAACAUGCCGCUCCCAUCCCUAUCGACCCUCGGCAUCCUCGCCGUCAUCCUCCCACUGCUAUACGUCUACACGGCAUCGGUAUCGCAGACACGCCUACCAAUGCUACGCGGCAAGCGCAUCUGCCUGCUGAUCGCCCACCCAGACGACGAAGCCAUGUUCUUCGCGCCCACCGUCCUGGCCCUCACCCGCCCCGAACACGGCAACCACCUCAAGAUCCUAUGCCUAAGCUCCGGCAAUGCCGACGGCCUCGGCGAGACGCGCAAGAAGGAGCUCGUCAAGAGCGGCAUGUUACUUGGCCUCACCCGCGAAGACGAUGUCCUAGUCUACGAUAGCCCUGACUUCCCCGACUCCAUGACCACAACCUGGGAAUCCUCCAAAAUAUCUGCCCUCCUAAGCAGCGCCUUUGCGCCCCGCCUAGCUUCGCAAAAGUCCUCCUCCGAGAACCUAACCGCUCCAAACGCCACCAUCGACGCGAUUAUAACCUUCGAUUCCCGCGGCGUAUCCUCGCACCCGAACCACAUAUCCCUAUACCACGGCGCGCGCGCCUUCGUCUCCUCGUUGACCCGGGGUAAGCCCGGCUGGGCGUCGCCCGUAGACCUGUACACGCUGACCAGCGUGAGCUUUCUACGCAAGUAUACCGGGUUCCUAGAUAUUUUCGCGACUGUCAUGUCGCUUGCGUUUGCCGGGCCCGGCGGUGCUAGCAAGAAGAGCGAUAAGGGCAACCCGGGUGUUCUGGUUAGCGUGAGCGCGCUGGCCGGUGGUCGGGAGAGCUACGGGACGGCGCGCCGGGCUAUGACGGAGGCGCAUAAGAGCCAGAUGGUCUGGUUCCGGUGGGGUUGGAUCGCGCUGAGCCGCUACAUGUACAUAAAUGAUCUGAGAUUAGAGAAAGUCAAAUCGUAACCAUCUUCUGUAUCGU
Messenger RNA from Daldinia vernicosa, 1164 nucleotides. RefSeq names its product LmbE-like protein. The transcript is spliced from 2 exons. Gene Ontology annotation, molecular function: N-acetylglucosaminylphosphatidylinositol deacetylase activity. The record is from RefSeq and is a predicted model, not a curated record. Gene Ontology annotation, cellular component: endoplasmic reticulum. The coding region runs from base 252 to 1148 and encodes 298 amino acids. Gene Ontology annotation, biological process: GPI anchor biosynthetic process. NCBI's taxonomy places the organism in Eukaryota, Fungi, Ascomycota, Sordariomycetes, Xylariales, Hypoxylaceae.